Molecule: messenger RNA, 3573 nt
Organism: Emys orbicularis (European pond turtle)
Lineage: Eukaryota; Metazoa; Chordata; Testudines; Emydidae
Gene: TMPRSS15
Product: transmembrane serine protease 15
Exons: 31
Biological process (GO): acrosome reaction; proteolysis
Cellular component (GO): membrane
Molecular function (GO): serine-type endopeptidase activity; protein binding
Source: RefSeq, a predicted model, not a curated record
AUGAAGGACAGAGGCCAUUACGGGGAUGCACAGCAGUGCUGCGUGAAAAUUAAGGAGCUAAGGCAAGCAUACCAAAAAAACAGUGAGGCAAAUGGCCACUCCGGAUCAGAGCCCCGAACAUGCCGCUUCUAUGAUGAGCUGCUUGCCAUGUUAAAGGAUGCAGCCACCACUACCACAACCCUGUGCUUCAACUCCGUCAAUGGAGAAUCACGCAACACGGAAGCGGUUGGUGGAAUUUGUUAUGUCUUCAUCUGCAACAUUAAAGAGCGUUCUGCUAUCAAACAUCUUCUCCCCGUUAUAGGUUCAAAUUCAGCCCAGGCUGAUAGCGAGCAAGAGAGUGAUAGGCAUUACCAUCCGAUGCCUCUUUGUUGGCCCAUGGCAAAUUGUGACUUGGACUAUACACCUGCUUUUAUUCCUUUGAAUGGGCUAUCUGGACCUUCCUUGGGCCAGCUGGAAAUGAAUCUGAAAAAAUCAUUAUCUAAGAGAAGUAUCCCUCUUAGUGACUUUGAAAUCUGGCUUGCUGGUCUGCUUGCAAUUUUUGUAUGUGUUUGUGCUGGAUUAAUUACACUUUCAUGGCUACUAAUCAAGGAAUCGCAACAAGGCAGCUUAUACGGAAACAGUCAUGCAUCCACAGGAACAUUUAAAAUACUGUCAGGAGCAUCAUUCAGCCCUGGUUUACAAGACAACUCAUCAGCUGACUUCAAGGCUCUUGCCUUUGAUGUUCAACAAUUGAUAAAUGAAAUCUAUCAAGCAAGUCAGCUGAAGAAUGAAUAUAAGAACUCUGAAGUUUUGCAGUUCAAAAAUGGCAGCAUUAUCGUAAUAUUCAACCUAUACUUUGCACAGUGGGUAUCUAAUGAGAAAGCAAAGAAUGAACUGGUUUUAGGUAUUGAAGCAAAUAAAACUAGCCUUUUGCAGACUAUUAACAUUGAUGUGAACAGCAUAGAAAUCACAGGUAACUAUGAAAAUUAUUUGCUUUCUUUGAAACCUUGACAUGUAACUCCUGAAAGUCUGACUACAAGCCCACCUCUAACAUCAUCAGGUCAACUGUCCGUGAAGUGUUUGCCUCCUGAGGAACCUUGUGCUGAUGCCAUAAACUGCAUAAGUAAAGACUUAUUUUGUGAUGGAGUACCAAACUGCCCAGAUGGUUCAGAUGAAUCUGAAAAAAUAUGUGCUACAACUUGUGAUGGAAAAUUUAUGUUGACUGGCUCCUCUGGAUCUUUCCACUCUAUUAAUUAUCCAAAGCCUUAUAAUUCAAAUAUUGUUUGCCAAUGGAUUAUACGUACAAAUCGAGGAUUAUCCAUUAAACUAAACUUCACUUCCUUUGAUACCCAACAAUAUGUGGACACUUUAAAUAUUUAUGAAGGUACAGGACCAAGCAAGAUUUUAAGAGCUUCGCUCUGGGGGACAAAUCCUGGAACAGUUUACAUUUUUUCUGAUGAGGCUACAGCGGAGUUUAUAACAGAUUAUUCUGAAAAUUAUAAUGGAUUCAAAGCAACAUAUACCACAUUUCGUACCAGUGAGCUAAGCAAUAAUGAAAAAAUUAACUGCAAUUUUGAAGAUGGCUUUUGUUACUGGAUUCAAGAUUUAGAAGAUGAUAGUGAAUGGGAGAGAAUUAGUGGGCCUACCUUUCCAUUUAUGUCUGGCCCUGAUUAUGAUCAUACAUAUGGCAACAUGUCAGGAUUUUAUAUUUCAACACCCAUAGGACUUACAGCAAGACAGCAGAGAGUUCGGCUUUUUAGCUUGCCUUUAGUUCCAGCUUCAGAUCAAUUCUGUCUCAGUUUUUGGUAUCAUAUGUAUGGUACUAACGUUUAUCGUUUAAGUAUUAACAUCGUGAAUAGCAAUAACAUGGAAAAGACAGUUUUCCAGAAAGAAGGAAAUUAUGGAAACAACUGGAAUUAUGGACAAGUAACAUUAAAUGAAACAUCUGACUUUAAGGUUAUUUUUGAUGCCUUUAAAAAACCAGGUCUAAGUGAUAUUGCCCUGGAUGACAUUGGACUGAUAAGUGGACAGUGUAAGGAAAGUAUUUAUCCAGAACCAACUUUGGUUCCAACAAGCACUACUCCACCUUCACUUCCCACUGACUGCGGGGGACCAUAUGAACUCUGGGAACCAAAUACUACAUUCAGCUCUAAAAAUUUCCCGAACAACUACCCCCACCAAGCCUCCUGUGUGUGGUAUUUAAAUGCUGGAAAAGGAAAAAACAUUCAGCUUCAUUUUCCAUAUUUUGAGCUGGAAAAUAUCUAUGAUGUAGUUGAAAUCAGAGAUGGAAGAGGAGCAGAUUCCUUGUUUUUAGCUGUCUAUACAGGACGAAACCCUGUUCCAGAUGUCUUCUCUACCACUAACCAGAUGACAGUGCUCUUCAUUACUGACAAAUCUGGAACUCAGAAAGGAUUUCUUGCAAAUUUCACUACUGGUUAUAAUCUUGGCACACCUGAACCCUGUGGACCCAAUGCUUAUCAGUGUGGAAGUGGGGAAUGUAUACCCCUUGCUAACCUUUGCGACAAACAAUGGCAAUGUAAAGAUGGCUCUGAUGAAGCAGAGUGUGUGCGUCUGUUUAAUGGUUCUCUAAGCAUCAAUGGAUUGCUACAGUUCAGGAUUGAGAAUAAUUGGUAUAUAGCAUGUGCAGAUUACUGGAGUGAGCAGAUUUCAAAUGAAGUUUGUCAACUGCUAGGACUAGGAAAUAUGAAUACAUCAUCAGCGAUGUUAUCCACUGGAAAUGGGCCAUUUGUAAAAAUCACCAAAGCAGCGAACCAGAGCCUAAUACUUACACCAAGCAAACAGUGUCUCAGUAAUCUGGUGAUUCAUCUGCAAUGCAACAAUAAACCUUGUGGAAAACGACUCAUAACUCAGGAGAUCGGUGCAAAGAUUGUAGGUGGAAGUGAUGCCAAAGAAGGAGCUUGGCCUUGGGUAGUCUCGCUGUUUUUUAAUGAAAGACCUACAUGUGGAGCUUCCCUCAUCAGUGAUGAAUGGCUGGUCUCAGCAGCGCACUGUGUAUAUGGGAGGAAUUUAAUACCGUCUCAGUGGAAAGCAGUGCUGGGCUUGCAUACCACUUUGAAUCUGACAUAUCCUCAAACAGUAAUUGAAGAGAUCGAUCAAAUUGUCAUAAAUCCUCAUUAUAACAAGCGCACAAAAAAUAAUGACAUUGCUAUGAUGCAUCUUCAAUUCAAAGUGAAUUAUACAGAUUAUAUACAGCCUAUUUGCUUACCAGAAGCAAGUCAACAGUUUUUGCCAGGAAUGAAUUGCUCCAUUGCUGGCUGGGGUAGAACUACAAAUCAAGGUUCCACUGCAAACAUAUUGCAAGAAGCAGAGGUCCCUCUUAUUACAAAUGAGAAAUGCCAACAAAAGAUGCCAGAAUAUAAUAUUACAGAGAAUAUGAUGUGUGCAGGCUAUGAUGAAGGAGGAGUAGAUUCCUGUCAGGGAGAUUCAGGAGGGUCCCUGAUGAGUCAAGACAAUAACAGGUGGCUUUUGGCAGGUGUGACAUCCUUUGGCUAUCAAUGUGCAUUGCCCCAGCGUCCUGGAGUGUAUGUUCGAGUCACACAAUUUGUGGACUGGAUAAAACAAUUCAUACGUUAG